AAGUCAUGUAACACAACAACAGUGGUCAAGUGCGAAAGUUUGAAACUGGAAAUUGCAACUUUCCAAUUAUCUGUACGGCGACUGUGUAUGGUGAGGGGAAGAAUUUAACAACAAAUACGAUGUCUUUAUCACAACUCUCUGGUAGCGGCCGCGUUAGUGCAAAGGUCAAGUCAAUAUUGAAGCUUUAUCGUGAUUCUUGCUAUCCCCAAAUUGCAAAUAUGGCUGAUUACAGGAUCGAGAAAGACACUUUUGGAGAACUCAAGGUCCCCUCAGACAGAUACUAUGGAGCCCAGACUGUUAGAUCCACCAUCAAUUUUCCAAUUGGUGGCGAAUUUGAAAGGAUGCCGUAUCCAGUGAUAACGGCAAUGGGUAUUCUGAAGAAAGCAGCAGCCAUCGUUAACAAGGAAUUUGGUCUUGAUGCCAAAAUUUCCGAUGCUAUUUCCAAAGCAGCUGAUGAAGUUAUUUCUGGAAAGCUGUAUUGUGACCAUUUUCCUCUUGUUAUCUGGCAGACCGGUUCUGGUACACAGACAAAUAUGAAUACCAAUGAAGUCAUAAGCAAUCGAGCCAUAGAACUGUUGGGCGGCAAACUCGGCUCGAAGGACCCCGUCCACCCCAACGAUCACGUGAACAAGAGCCAGAGCAGCAACGACACCUUCCCCACGGCCAUGCACAUCGCCGUCGCCAUGGAGAUCGAGCACACGCUCAUGCCGGGGCUCGCCAUGCUGGCCGACGCGUUGGACAAGAAGGCCAAGGAGUUCGCGCCGAUCAUCAAGAUUGGGAGGACGCACACGCAAGACGCGGUGCCGCUGACGUUGGGCCAGGAGUUCAGCGGCUAUGUGCAGCAGAUGCGGUUCGGGAUCGACAGGGUGAAGGCUACUUUGCCGAGAUUGAACAUGUUAGCUUUGGGUGGUACUGCGGUUGGUACUGGUCUUAACACAAGAAAAGGAUUUGCAGAAAAAUGUGCCGCUCAGAUAUCCGAACUGACAGGCCUACCUUUCACUUCUGCACCAAACAAAUUCGAGGCACUUGCUGCCCAUGACGCCAUGGUCGAAGUUUCUGGGGCGCUGAAUGUUGUGGCGUGUUCUAUAAUGAAAAUCGCCAAUGAUAUCAGAUUUCUGGCUUCCGGCCCGCGUUGCGGCUUGGGAGAACUCUCGCUGCCCGAGAACGAGCCGGGCAGUUCGAUCAUGCCGGGCAAAGUGAACCCCACCCAAUGCGAGGCCAUCACCAUGGUGGCAGCGCAAGUGAUGGGCAACCACGUGGCCGUCACGAUAGGCGGUUCGAACGGCCAUUUCGAGCUCAACGUGUUCAAGCCGAUGAUGGUGGCCAACGUGCUCAGGUCCAUCAGGCUGAUCGGCGACAGCUGCAAGGCCUUCACGACCAACUGCGUGGAUGGGAUUCAGGCUAACAAGGAGAGGAUCGAUAAGCUGUUACAUGAGAGUUUGAUGUUGGUUACUGCUUUGAAUCCGCAUAUCGGGUACGACAAGGCAGCGUUGAUUGCGAAGACGGCGCACAAGGAUAAGUCCACGUUGAGAGAGACUGCUAUCAAGCUGGGGAUUCUCACCGAGGAACAGUUCAACGAGUGGGUGAAGCCGGAAGAAAUGUUAGGGCCUAAGUAAGUCCGUUUACUUAUGUUUUGUAUAUACUAUAUCGAAUUUUUGUUGUUAUUGAAAUUAAUAUUUAUUUAUACUCCCCAU
Phaedon cochleariae (mustard beetle) is the source of this 1694-nucleotide messenger RNA. NCBI's taxonomy places the organism in Eukaryota, Metazoa, Arthropoda, Insecta, Coleoptera, Chrysomelidae. The record is from the annotation of a GenBank genome assembly.